Hippoglossus stenolepis (Pacific halibut) is the source of this 6506-nucleotide messenger RNA. It is a transcript of the gene kcnj14, whose product is annotated as potassium inwardly rectifying channel subfamily J member 14. Gene Ontology annotation, molecular function: inward rectifier potassium channel activity. NCBI's taxonomy places the organism in Eukaryota, Metazoa, Chordata, Actinopteri, Pleuronectiformes, Pleuronectidae. The record is from RefSeq and is a predicted model, not a curated record. The coding region runs from base 2380 to 3984 and encodes 534 amino acids. Gene Ontology annotation, biological process: regulation of monoatomic ion transmembrane transport; potassium ion import across plasma membrane. Gene Ontology annotation, cellular component: plasma membrane. The transcript is spliced from 5 exons.
UCGCGCACAGUUGACAGCAGCGCCUGCACGGGACAGCUCGCGCACAGUUUCUAAUCAGUCUCUCAAAGUGAAUUAAUGAUUCGUUAAAUUCUGUUUGUAAGAAGGAAGUGAGAGUUAACGAGAGGAACACGUCAACAGAGGGUUCCAUGAUUGCAUUUUAAAACUGUCUGUGGGAAAAUCUCCACCAUUAUUUGAGCAAUAUCCAGUAACACUUCAAGGACAGGAACCAAAGAGAUACAUCAUCGACUGGCUGUGCAUUAGACGAAAGGCCCUGAAGCAAAGGAAUACACAUCUAUACAAAGGGAACGGGAGAACCAGCAAACUCUUACGUUGCCUUCUCCUGUGAUUCCUCCCCUUGCUUAGGACUUUUACCGAACAUGUGUCAGGAAAGAAGGUCAACACACAAGUGAAGAUGAACCCAUACGUCACCUCUGACUUUAGGAGGGAUCUCUUUCCCCAUUUCCAUUUGUUGUAGACUUUAAUCUACCCUGCUGUUACUGCUUGAUGGACUUCUGCCAUAUUGGUACAGUUAUAGCAGUCGGUCAUGGGUGAAUGUUUUUCAGUUCUGUACUUGCCACAGCUCAGGGUUAAAGUUAAAGGCUUGAUUCUGUCCACUAAAGAGACUGGAUGUGGAUUCUUUGACAUGAUCCACUUGUAGAGUUCUCUGGAAAUGGUUGGGCAAGGUGAAUCUUUUUAUUUCCAGAUGUAUUUGCACAUUUCAACUUUAUCAGACUCAUUUGUAUAUUUUAAGGAUUUCUGCAUUCUGUUUGACAUUAAUUCAUGGUACCCUCUUAAAUGUAUUAGCACAAUGUAUCUGCAUAUGAUGAUCAUCUCUAUUCUUUGCAGAAACCCUCUCUGAUGGUCAGGUAGCCAUUUGUGAUCGAGUUCAAACAGGGAUGCUGAGAAGGAGACAACAAACCCAGUUAUGGUCUCUGCCACUUUAGUUCACAACUCCUCUCCUUCCUUGGUUUACACCUGAUCUAUCAACCAUGGCACCAGACCUCCAGAACAAUGUAGAAAACUUCUCAGGUGACCUGUGUACUUACCUUUUCCUUCCAUAUACAUCUGCCACUCCACUCUAAAAACAUGAGUAAUGUCAGAGAUAGAGCAAAGUAAUCUCUCUCUCUUUUUUUUUCUGCUCUUCUUCGUAUGUUUUGUCAGGUGUAGACGAAUUCUCAGCUGUUAUGCUGAGCUGUAAUGAGGUAUGUCUGUCUUGAGAGACUAACGGUUGCAGAUGAUUGUAGUUCAGGUCAAUAUUAUCAAUGCAACUCUCAGUACAGAGUCUUCAUCAAAUUGACAAUGGCCAUCCAACAUAUAUGCAGACCCUGUGAAAGAAAAUGUGAAACUGUUAAAGCAGUGACAUGACUGCACAGGAGAUGGCAAACAAAACGUGUCAGUUGGGCCUUUCAUGCUGGGAAAAGGUCACAUUUCUUUGACCUGUGAAUUGGAACGUCUAGUCGGAUAAAGCACACAUAUUGUGUUUAUCACCAGUGUUGUCAUUUCCUUAUCUAAGACAUAUUGGUACAAAAUUAUACUUGAUGGAGAAUGUCUGUAAGAAUUUCAUUUUCUGAAACUGCUGUAUUCUUUGUUUCCUCAUGCCCAUACCAAGGGGUUGUGAAACUAGGAAGAACUUUGAUCGUAAGAAUUUGCAUGUUUUUAUUUAUUUUGUUUUGUCUUUUAUGCAUGAACAAUUUUAUCAUAUCAUCCUGUUAGAGGUUCAUUUUGUAUGUCUCGUAUGUCCAAUUUGCAUCUUGUCACAAUAUUGUGAAAUGUCCCCUACAAUGAGCUGUAAAUCCUUGAAAUGUCUCCAUCCCCAUUCUCUUACUCCAUUAUAUUCUCAGUCGAUAGCUUUAAUGAAUUCAUGCCUGCCCGAGGUUUCCUUUUUAAUGAACUGAACUGAACCACUGCAUGCUCUUGAUGUCUGUUGAGGUCAACCCGGCCCUACUGCUCCUCGUCAAACCAAUUCUUGUUCGAGAAAUAGAUUUCUUUGGCUACUGCAUCUUUUAUUUCAGCUGUGAUUCUAACUGAUUUGUUAAAUGAUGCACCUCUGGAACUACGUCAAGUCAGCCCACUUUUUGCUGAGGUAUCUAUCACUAAAAGGAUAGACUGCACUGAGAGACAGUUUGUGGAGAGGACACCCAAACAAGUGACUGACUAUGCCCUAGGAAGGAACUGUCCUCUGUGUAAUCAUUUGCCAUAAUGGACCUGCAAUUAUCUCUUCAUUAAGGAUUGAAAGACUGAAUGUUUUGUCAGUUCCCACACUUGACUUCAUUGAAUAUCAAGCUGCUUAACUGCCACAACACCUGUAAGAUCAAGGCUCAUUGAGAAAUAGAGAGAAAGUGUGAAGUUCUCCAUAAUAGAGAGUAGACUUAAUAGUACAUGAUGGGAGCGGCACGAGUAAAACGUCGCUUCAGUGCUGUGGUGGAUGGGCCAGUGGAGGAGGAGGAGGUCAUGAGGCUGGCACAGAGUGCUGCAGAUACAGCUAGGGCAGGGGGGAGCCCCACAGGGUCAGGGACCCCAACCAGCUCCCCGACCCAUGCACUCAACGGCAAAGCUCUACCUCUUCAGAGCAACACCAACAAUGCACGGAGGCAGAGUGCCAUUAGAGAGUCAGUUGGGGGAGAGGCAGGAGGAGAAGAUGGGGUGAGAGCAGGAGGAAAGUGCCCAGGUCUAAGGAGUGGAAGAAGCGGUGGUGGAGGAGGAAGAGGGGAAGGCCGUUCAUGCUCAGACAAGGAUUCACUCUCUUCCCCCUCCACUAUCAGCCGCCGGCGUGCCAGGCACUCAAACCGUCGGCCCCGACAGCGCUUUGUGGGCAAGGACGGACGCUGCAACGUCACCUUCGUCAACAUGAGCGAGAGGGGCCAGCGGUACCUCAGUGACCUCUUCACCACGUGUGUGGACAUCCGCUGGCGCUGGAUGCUUGUCAUCUUCACCCUCUCCUUCCUUCUCUCCUGGCUACUCUUUGGAUUUGCUUUCUGGCUCAUUGCCUCCAUGCAUGGGGACUUCUCCAUUCGGCUAACCCCCAACUCAGGUUCCUCUCUGGGAUCAGGAGAGGCCGGUCCUGGAGGAGAGUCUGAUAGAGAGUCAGUUGUUGAGGAAACUUGCUUUCUCCAGGUGAACAGCUUCAUGGCAGCCUUUUUAUUAUCCUUGGAGACCCAGACAUCCAUCGGUUACGGAUUCAGAAGCGUGACCGAAGAAUGUCCCCUGGCGGUGGUGGCGGUCGUUUUGCAGUGCAUUGUGGGCUGCAUUAUUGACGCCUUCAUCAUCGGGGCAGUCAUGGCAAAGAUUGCCAAGCCCAAGAAGCGCAACGAAACACUGGUGUUCUCUGAAACAGCUGUGGUGGCACUAAGGGAUGGGAAACUCUGCAUGAUGUGGAGGGUUGGAAACCUACGCAAGAGCCACCUGGUAGAGGCCCACGUCAGAGCACAACUACUGAAGCCAAGGGUUACGCCAGAGGGAGAGUUUCUGCCACUGGACAAUGUAGACAUCAACGUGGGUUUUGACACAGGCACUGACCGCAUCUUCUUGGUCUCGCCUGUCACGAUUGUCCAUGAGAUCAAUGACGAGUCUCCCUUCUUCGAGAUGGACCGAAAAACACUGGAGACUGACUCUGAUUUGGAGGUAGUGGUCAUACUCGAGGGUAUGGUGGAGGCAACAGCCAUGACCACACAGUGCCGAAGCUCCUAUCUGGCUUCCGAAAUCCGCUGGGGACACCGCUUUGAACCAGUGCUCUUUGAGAGGAAAGACUGCUACCAGGUGGAUUAUUCUUUCUUCCAUCGGACAUAUGACAUCCCUAACACACCUUCAUGUAGCGCUAAAGAGCUGGCAGAGGAAAAAUACAUCCAAAGCUCAAACUCCUCAUUCUGCUAUGAGAAUGAAGUGGCUCUGCAACUUGCCUCCCCUGAUGAGCCUGACCGAGACCCUGAGUGUCCCCCUCCACCCCCCCGAAGGCCAUCCCUGGCAGAACAUCUCCACUACAACUGAACUUGAUAGACAGCCUAGAUGGCCUCAAGGGAAAGACAAAGGGAGUUGACCCAGGAGUCAAGAGGACGUUAAGGCAAAAAGAGAGAGGCUUAGACAGGAAGGAAUGAGCAAACCAAGAGAGAAAGGUGAUUCAGUGAUUAGACUGGAAAGAAAGUCUAGAAUAGGGGCAGAUUAAAAGAUCCAUUAGAAGUUUGCCAGAUUUAGAUGAGUAUUAUCAUACAGAUUAGAUGUUUCAAAGAAACAAAGGAAAUGGACGGAUAGAGAGAGCGAGUGUCAGGUUUGGUGUCAGUCCAUUGGGGAGGUGAGUUACUACACUGACCUAGUUGUCUGAUUGGCCCUGGCAAUCUUUCAUAAUCAUCAAAACUUGUCUGCUAAGUCUCACAUCUGGCCCUUCACUACCACAGCACACUCAUCUGGCUGUAAUGCCGGACUGUCAGGGUAUGCAACAGCACCACAUGGUGGCUGUAACCCGCAGAAACACCUCAAAGUUUUUGUGAUCCUGGAGAAAAUUCGGACCUAUUUCAGAUGGCUUCUGUGUGCAUGGUAGUGUACUAACUACUCAGGAAUGUAUUCCACGAUGAUGCUGACUUAUCACUUUAGUGUUUUAUCUUCUUAAGGUAAGUAUGAAUGGUGCACAUUUUAGGAUACUUGACCUCGGUGGGUGUUGAGAAUUCAGGUGGUGGCUAAUCUACUUGUAGAGCCAAAGCGCGCAACAGUAACAUGGAGAAACAGCUGAAAACUAGCAGCGGCUUUGAGCAGUUUCCUCCCCAUGUACUGUAUGUUGUUUGUUUUUUUUGGCUGCCAGGUUCAUUGAUUGUAACGUUUGCAUCAUUUAAUCUUUAUUUAUUCUGCCAUUUUUAUUGGUGUUGGCCGUGUUGGCCAUGAUGUUGGCUGUGUCCAGACCAGUAAAUCACUUUCUUUCUUGCACUACUAACUACAGUAUAUAUUCAUGUUCUCUGUUGCUCAAAUCAACCACACUGUGUUGUUGUGCUCUGUUACUUUUGGUUCUCUUAAUUCUUGACUGCUCUCUGACGCUAUAAUCUUUUAAGUUUCUUGGCACUUGGAGGACCUUUUGAUGUUUCGGGCUGAAUCCAAGGCAAAAGGAAUUGACUCUCAUUGACUAAGAACACGCUGGAGGCCUGCAUGCCCCUCCAGCGUCACUAGAACAAGUUAAACUGGGUGCAUGAGGUGUUAUGAUGAAGGGUAGGAAGGAUGGCUGUAAUUCUACAUCUCAGAGUUAAAUAGCUGUCCACCAUCUAUACAAACCAAUGAGGACUGAAAUGUAAACUAUAGAUGACAUUCAGAGUAAAGUGUUCUGUAUUUUUAUGCCCAUAAAAUCCUGUGACAACUUCUUAAUUCUAAUGGGUUAAUGUUGGUUUCUCUCUCACAAAAUGUGAGAACAGUGUCGUGGGUGGUGCCUUUAUAACAAACCACAGAUUUUGCAUCUGGCCCUUCAUCUGCAGUAAUUAAGCUUCAACCACAUUGUAAGCAUGAGGUUAUUUUUAUGGUAUUCAUUAUAAUGUGUUUUUAUGCAAGAGUGUUUUUUCACCUUAAUAUUUGCAGUAUAUUGUUCUCUGUUGACAAAACGUCUCUGCAAAUAAUUACUGUGAAUCUUCUCAGUGACUGAGUAGUAUAUUACCAUGAGCUGAUAACAGAUAGAUGCUUUUAUCUAUAUAAGCUAUAGAAGGUAGACUGUUAUAGUUGCCCUUUGUACGUAUAUAACAAAGCACCUGGGAUCUUCUUCCUGUAAUAAGUUACAGUACAUUAUGCUACCUGAGUAUUUGACGUGUUGGUAAAAGAAGGAAGGCGUGUCAGGAAUGCACCGAGAUACUAAGUAUUGACCAACAAUCCGCCCGUCUAAAGCACAACAUGGGAAGCUGUUCUUUGUACUUUGCCAUUCAGUAAUCUACGGAGACUAAUAUAACUGGUAAAAAUAAAGCAGCACAGGUUGGCCUCAAUGCAUCAGUAGCAGUGUUCGAUUGGAGUUACUGAAAAGAUGUUCUGUGGAAAGCUGAGGGGGUUGAGGCAUAGACGACAUAUUAUCCGUUAUAAUUAACGUCACUGCUGCUCGGUGUUUGUGUCUUUGCUUCCACUUCUCCUUCAUGGCCACUAUGUUCUAUUAUUAGGCUGCACGUUGGGUCAUGACGUUCACCCUGUCUCCAGUGAAAUGUAACUCGAGCUUAAAGCACUGUCAUUAUCAAGUACUUUUAAAUGCCUCCAAAAGAAAUGAACAGUUGGGUUUAUUUUUGUAAUUUCACUACUCAUAUUAAUAAACAUAAUACAUUUUAAAGUUGUGAGUAUUUAUAAUAUACAUGCAAAAAAGAUAUGGCUAUUCGACAGAUAUUUUAAAUAUGAGAUGAAAACAAUAAAAGCUGUAGCCACCUUUCCUUGGCUAUUUUUUUUUUAUGGGACACCUCUCUGCUCCAAUGUAGAAAUGUAAUUUCAGAGCUGCCACAAGCACGGCGCACUUCCAAGUGAAACUAAACUGUUGAAGAGCAAAUAAAACGGGGACUGGAUGCAAA